Molecule: messenger RNA, 1941 nt
Organism: Nothoprocta perdicaria
Lineage: Eukaryota; Metazoa; Chordata; Aves; Tinamiformes; Tinamidae
Gene: NEIL2
Product: nei like DNA glycosylase 2
Exons: 4
Coding region: 136-1080 (314 amino acids)
Biological process (GO): base-excision repair
Cellular component (GO): nucleus
Molecular function (GO): zinc ion binding; damaged DNA binding; DNA N-glycosylase activity
Source: RefSeq, a predicted model, not a curated record
GGUGGAGACACUGUUCGAGCCCUUCAUGUAGGCACGAGCUCAGCCUCCUCGUGUAGGCUUUGUAGCUCUGAGCUGCAGUGUCCCCUGAGCUUUAGGGUGCCAAGCGUGAGAAGUGUCUGCCGACGGCUGCCAGCGAUGCCGGAGGGCCCAUCGGUGAAGAAGUUCCAGCUGCUGACGUCCCCUUUUGUGGGACAAGUAGUGACCAAGGUGGGGGGAAGCAGCCGGAAGAUCAACGUGAAUGAACUGAAAGCGCUGAGGCUCCAGGACUCUCAGGUUCAUGGGAAAAACUUGUUCCUGGCAUUUGAGGCAGCUGGAGCUCAACUAGGACCAAGCGCAGAAGAGCUAGCAUUUCAAAGAGAGGUUUGUAGCGGGGCAAGUUCUCCAGCCCAGGAGGGACAGGAGCAGACAAGUCUCCCAGAAGAGAAGCCUCAGGAAGCCCCACACUGCAGAUCUGAUGCCCCAGAUACAGGGUGUCCACGCAACUGGCUGCGUGUCCAUUUUGGCUUGUUUGGCAGCAUUCGGGCAAACGAGUUCUCAAGAGCAAACAAAGCCAAUAAGAGGGGGGACUGGAAGGACCCUACACCCAGGUUGGUCCUGCACUUUGAGAGUGGAGGCUUCCUUGUUUUCUACAACUGCCGAAUGCACUGGUGCUCUUCUCCAAUGGCUAAUCCUGCUUCUGACAUCCUUUCCGUGGAGUUCCACCGUGGCCGGGCGCUGGAUGCCCUCAGGACACCCAGUCCUGUCUGCUACACCCUCCUAGAUCAGAGAUAUUUUUCAGGGCUGGGGAGCAUCAUUAAGAAUGAGAUUUUGUACAUGGCAAAGAUUCAUCCCUUAGCGCAAGGCUCUCUCUUGGCUGUCUCGGAUCUGGAGCGGCUGCUUGACUACGCUGUUCAGUUCGGCUCCGACUGGCUGCAGAGCAAGCUGCAUGGGAAAGGGCUGCACCCUCAGAUCUACCAGAAGGAGCACUGUCCCCUCGGGCAUGCAGUGAUGAAAGAAACCCUUGGACCCUUGCAUGGCUUCAAGAGAUUGACUUGGUGGUGCCCUCAGUGCCAGCCUGCAGUGCCUGCAGAGAGUGAGUGACUCAAGUGAGUGACUAGUGAUCUGCCUUUCUUACUCUCCUCCUCCUGGAGGACUAUUCAGAUGGUGUCUCAGUUCUUUUGAAAAGGUCUUUAUGGUUUCUAUUAAGUUUGUUCCAUCUGGAAAAGUGAUUUGGCAGUGGCAGAUGUUCCCUAGAGGUCGGAGUCUCCAAAGCAUCUUGUACAUCUGAAUGCAAGAAGGAAACUGGUUGAACGCUCCUCCUUGUUUGUCAUAGUUGGCUCCAUAAGUCGUUUAAUUGGUGCUGAGGUGUCUUGGUCCCUGUGUGUGGAGUGUGAACUUCACUUUACCUCGUUAUUUGAGCAAGCUCCUGGGCAAACCAGCUUGCUGGGUAGAAAUGAGUCAGAAGAACCAGCCUGCCUCUUGGGCUGUGACCACUUUACAUGGGUGAGUAUCGGGAGUAUCUGAUUCAUCCCAGGGGCUUUCAAGGAUCCUGAAGAUUACUAUCCAGAGGACCCAAAUUUUCCUAUUUUCAGCUGGAUGUUUAGGAAGGUGAGGUACCUCCACUAAGGGUGCCCAUGCCUUGUAGGCUUAACGGGGGUUGCUUGAAGAGCCUAUAUAUAUAUACACAUUUUUUUUUUCUCCUAUGCUUUCUGGCUUAUGACUGUGUAUGAAAAGCUUAGGGCUUUGAGCAGGUGGCUUCUUCUGCUUUCAAGCUGCUGUAGAGAUCAUGAGUUUCAUGCAUUCCCUGUUAUAUUAUUAGGCCUAUAUAUAGGCCUUACCUAUAUCAUUAUAUUAGACAUCUACUACGCUUGUGAUCCCAGUUGUUAAUGGCCUGUCGGUCCUCCCAGAAAAGCCACUACUGUGAUUUAUAGAAACAAAUUAUAUAUACAUUUAUUUUUUUGG